Molecule: messenger RNA, 3223 nt
Organism: Orbicella faveolata
Lineage: Eukaryota; Metazoa; Cnidaria; Anthozoa; Scleractinia; Merulinidae
Product: transcription initiation factor TFIID subunit 4-like
Biological process (GO): DNA-templated transcription; transcription initiation at RNA polymerase II promoter
Cellular component (GO): transcription factor TFIID complex
Molecular function (GO): DNA binding; RNA polymerase II general transcription initiation factor activity; protein heterodimerization activity
Source: RefSeq, a predicted model, not a curated record
UUAGUAGUCAGCUGUAACGCGAGCAAUGUUACGCGCAAAUUUGUCGAUUCGUAUGCGCAAGUGACUACUCAUGCGCAGUAGUUACUUUCCUGUUCUGGUGACGUCAUGUCAAGGAGCCAAUCAGCCUUUUUUCGCGCGUUGGUCUGCCAAUCCAUCCCAUAAUACUGUUUUACUUUUUAAACCACUGCAUCAAAAGAAUGGUAGCCAAAUGGCGUCUUCCUUUCUAGAAGACCUACUCGAGAAAGAAGUGGAUGAGAAGGAGGUCAGUGCUAUGGUGGGAUCGCUGGAAAGCCAGUUGGCAUCAACAGCGAUCCCUAGAUCCCAUCAUAAUGAGGUCAAAGCUUCGGUGGCGGCUUCUAAAGCAAGUCCUAAACAAAGCAACAUGACUAGUAAAACGCCAAAUCAAACGAGCCCGAUUCAGAACCAAACAGCGAGUGCAGUUCGACCCGGGAUUUCUUCGUCGCCAGUGUUAAAUGCGGGUGGUAACACAACGAUUACUACAGUCGUUAAUAUAGCUCCUAGGCCUACGGUUACAACAGCAGUGCCUUUGGCUCCUCGACCCGCAACUAUGGCUGUUCUUGCUCCAAACUCUGGAUUUGCAGGAGCUCCUCGAUUCGUUACGAUCAACGCUGAUUUGGUUAACCGGAACCUUAGUUUGAUCAAUCCUCAACAAAUGGCCCUAGCACCGAGGGUUGUAACGGGUAAUGUGACUCUUCCAGGCAACCCUCAAACCAUCGCAGCCCCACGAAUCAUUCAACAAAUUCAACCAAGAGCUGCUAACAUGAGGCCCAUAAACCCAACUCAAAUUGUGUUACAACAGCCGGCGGGAAGCGCACCUAUACAACCGGACAAAAAGAUCAACAUUAUACGAACUCCGAUUCGCCCAGUGCCGGCGAGUGUUAGCGUAUCUCAGAAUGUUCCUAUAAGAACUAGUUUAACUCCAAUUCGACCUCAAAUAAGCACGAUACCAGGUACAAUCACUUAUACUAGAAUGCCUGUGAACCAAGUUGCAGUUGCAACAUCAAAGACCGAGAUUUCAUCUACAGCUGGAACUCUAACAAAAAAUUCGAACUCUCCUAACGUAGCAAAUGUUGGUUUGCAUGCUAGCAAACCAGUUACAAAUAACGUCACUGCUAAUCAGUCCAAGCCUCCACAAGCUACCACUGCAGCACCAGUCAGUCAUUCUCAGCCGCAGGUCAAUGUGGCUCAAAUUGAACAAGCAAAAGAGCAAGCUCAUAAGUUAAAAAAUUUUUUCAACAACUUGAUCAGGCUUGCAUCAGAUCAAAAAUCUCCUGAUGUUGGCAAGACUGUGAAAGAAUUGGUGCAAGGUGUUCUGGAUGGGAAACUUACAGAAGAACAAUUUGCAGCAAAUCUACAGUCCACACUUAAUUCUCCACCCCAACCAAAUCUUGUUGGUUUUUUAAAGAAAACACUUCCAUUGUUACGAGCUCAGUCAAGAUCACAGCUUUCCCAUGUGCAGCAGUCAAUCACUCCAGCAAAGAUCCUUCCUCCACAGCAAGUUCAACAAAAAAAUGCAACUACAACACUUGCCUCUUCCCCACAGAUGCACAAACAUAAUUCUCAAGUGCAAAAAAUCCAAAUUGUUCAACAACCGGGACAGCCCCAGAUGGUGAAGCAAGUUAUUCUCACACCUGCACAACAGCAGCUUUUUAGACGUCAGCAACAAAUAAAUGCUCAGAGAGUGUUUUUGACAACAUCAACAGGGUCAACCCCUGGCUCCCAGGUAGUUACCAGUGCACGGAAUCUUGUUAUGCUUCAAGCAUCACCUGGAUCUACAGCAUCUAAAAUGGUUUCAGCUUCAUCAAGAUCACAAGCUGGGACAACUUCAACCUCUGCAGCAGCUGACAAACUAAAGCCCAAAGGUUUCACUGGAAUAAGCAGCAGUGGGGAUGAUGAUAUCAAUGAUGUCACAUCAAUGGCUGGAGUUAAUUUAAUGGAAGAGAGUCAGCGUAUUUUGGCCAUCAACUCAGACUUGCUUAGCUCCCAAACAAGAAGCUGUAAAGACGAACCUUUCUUAAAUAUUUCCCCCUUUCAGAAAAGAGUGGAGGCAUUAGCAAGAAAGCAUGGCUUAUCUGAAGUGUCACAAGAAGUUUAUAACUUAGUAUCACAUGCAACUCAAGAGCGACUACGUAACAUUUUAGAAAAAUUAUCGACAAUAAGUUUACAUCGACUUGAAGUUUAUAGGGAUGAUCCAAUGUAUGAAGUAGGCCUUGAUAUAAGGUCUCAACUGAGAGUCUUUGAGCAGAUUGAUGAAGUAGAAAGAAAAAAGCGAGAUGCCCGAGAAAGGGAUAUUCUUAUGCGUGCUGUUAGAAGCCGGUCAAGACAAGAAGAUCCUGAACAGGCUAGACUCAAAGAGAAAGCAAAACAACUGCAACAAGAGGAAGAGGAAGUUAUUCGAAAACGAGCAGCUAACACAACGGCGCUGGCAGCCAUUGGACCAAGGAAAAAACGCAAACUAGAUGAAGCACUUGAAGGAUCUUCUACUUCAACAGCAGGUUCUUCCUCGACCUCUUCUUCGCCAUUAUCGUCCAAUGUACUUGGAAACCAAAAAGAUACACGACAACAGGUCCCUCGGCAAAGAAUGCGGAGAGUCGUUCUUAAGGAUCUUAUAUUUGUUAUGGAACAGGAAAAAGAAACAACCAAAUCUCUAUUAUUAUACAAAGCGUUGCUGAAAUAAUAUAUCUCGGUUUCACAUUGUAGAAGUCUACUUCAGCCGUUACUUGGCUCACCACAAAACUUUUCGUGACAGAAGUGUUGCGUGAUAAGCCAAAUGAGGACAGCGAAUGUUUCUUCUGCUGUGUUAGUGCAAAAUUAACCCUUGUUUAAAGUACUGUAAUCGCCUUCAGACAAUAAGGGAAUAUCUUCAGACUCCUAAGUAUUACUUGGGCGAAAUAUUUCUUGAAUUUUUCAGAAAGUUCUAAACGUAUAAUGAGUACUUCCGCAACUCCACAAGCCACGCUGUUAUAAAUGAUCUGAAAGUGCAGGCGUAGUCUAUCUCAGCAGGCUAUGGACUACAGUUUGCUUCUAGUUCGUGUUUUUGUACAUUUUCCGUAAUAUUUUCUUAACAUCCAUCAGGUGUGUUGUUAGUGUAAUGUUUUCUUGUGUAGGUAGGGUAUGAUAAUAAUAUAUUGUCUCAACUUCGUACUUAGGUACAAAUACCUGUUAUGGUUGUCAGAAUUAAAAACGCCAAUUUCCACAAAAA